Molecule: messenger RNA, 2821 nt
Organism: Trichomycterus rosablanca
Lineage: Eukaryota; Metazoa; Chordata; Actinopteri; Siluriformes; Trichomycteridae
Gene: hace1
Product: HECT domain and ankyrin repeat containing E3 ubiquitin protein ligase 1
Exons: 24
Coding region: 21-2744 (907 amino acids)
Biological process (GO): protein polyubiquitination; membrane fusion; Golgi organization
Cellular component (GO): cytoplasm; nucleus; Golgi membrane
Molecular function (GO): ubiquitin protein ligase activity; protein binding
Source: RefSeq, a predicted model, not a curated record
UCAGGGGAUUUGCUACUCGUAUGAUGGAAAGAGCGAUGGAGCAGUUCAACGUACAGCUGAACCGGCUAACGCGCUCAUUACGGCGUGCCAGGACAGUGGAGCUCCCCGAGGACAAUGAGACAGCUGUCUACACCCUUAUGCCCAUGGUGAUGGCUGAUCAACACAGAUCAGUCUCAGAAUUGUUGUUAAAUUCCAAGUUUGAUGUGAACUAUGCCUUUGGCCGAGUGAAAAGAAGCCUUCUCCAUAUAGCAGCCAACUGUGGGUCAGUGGAGUGUCUGAUUCUCUUACUAAAGCGUGGUGCAAACCCAAACUACCAGGACAUCUCUGGCUGUACCCCACUCCACCUAGCAGCAAGAAAUGGGCAGAAAAAGUGCAUGGCUAGGCUGUUGGAGUACAAUGCAGAUGUUAACAUCUGCAACAACGAAGGCCUAACUGCAAUUCACUGGCUGGCAGUGAAUGGCAGGACGGAGCUGCUUCAUGACUUAGUGCAACAUGUUUCUAAUGUGGAUGUGGAGGAUGCCAUGGGUCAGACAGCCUUACAUGUGGCCUGUCAGAAUGGACACAAGACUACAGUGCUGUGCCUUCUGGACAGUGGAGCAGACAUCAAUCGUCCCAACGUCUCUGGAGCUACCCCUCUCUACUUUGCCUGCAGUCAUGGCCAGAGGGACACAGCUCAGAUCUUGCUUCUUAGGGGUGCUAAGUACCUGCCAGACAAAAAUGGGGUCACACCUCUUGACCUUUGUGUACAGGGUGGCUACGGGGAGACAUGCGAGAUUCUCAUACAGCAUCAUGCCAGGCUGUUCCAGACUCUCAUCCAGAUGACUCAGAAUGAUGAAUUAAAGGAGAACAUGCUCAGGCAGGUUCUUGAGCAUGUGUCUCAGCAAAAUGACUCCAACUAUCAGAGGAUCCUGACCAGUCUGGCUGAGGUGGCCACCACCAAUGGACACAAGCUGCUCAGUUUGUCUAGUAAUUAUGAGGCACAGAUGAAGAGCAUGCUUCGAAUCGUACGGAUCUUCUGCCAUGUGUUUCGCAUCGGUCCAGCCUCGCCUAGCAAUGGUACUGACAUGGGAUACAAUGGGAACAAAACCCAGCGCAGUCAGGUCUUCAAGCCUCUGGAACUACUCUGGCACUCUCUGGACGAGUGGCUGGUGCUCAUCUCUACAGAAAUGGACAAGUGUGUGGACGCCACCUCCUCUUCUCCAGGAAGUGACAUUGCAUCGCUUCUUCUAAAGCAACGAGAGGCCGACCCCUCCGAUUCCAUCGAAAGUUCUGCCUUUCUGCCAUCGUCACUGGACCCUGAGGUAAUGAUGCAGACGCCGGAGGCUUAUGUGGAUGGUCAGGAUGUCAUCUCCAUGACUGCUAAUAGGCUGAGUGCAGUAAUCCAAGCCUUCUACAUGUGCUGCUCCUGCCAAAUGCCACAAGGCAUGACGUCUCCUCGUUUCAUCGAAUUCGUGUGUAAACACGACGAAGUGCUCAAGUGCUUCGUAACCAGGAACCCCAAGAUCAUCUUCAACCACUUCCAUUUUCUGCUGGAGUGUCCAGAGCUAAUGUCUCGCUUCAUGCACAUCAUCAAAGGCCAGCCCUUUAAGGAGAGAUGCGAGUGGUUCUACGAGCAUCUCCUGGCUGGACAGCCUGAUUCGGAUAUGGUCCAUCGGCCGGUCAAUGAGAACGACAUUUUACUGAUUCACCGAGAAUCGAUAUUCCGCAGCAGCUGUGAAGUUGUAUCAAAGUUCACCAAUGAAAAGCUCAAGCAGGGCAUCGCCGUGCGCUUCCACGGUGAAGAGGGAAUGGGUCAGGGGGUGGUACGAGAGUGGUUCGACAUUCUCUCUAAUGAGAUCAUCAAUCCAGACUAUGCACUGUUCACACAAUCAGCAGAUGGCACUACAUUUCAACCCAACAGUAACUCAUCUGUAAACCCAGACCAUCUAAACUACUUCCGAUUUGCUGGUCAAAUCCUGGGCCUGGCUCUGUAUCACCGCCAGUUGGUGAACAUAUACUUUACCCGCUCCUUCUAUAAGCACAUACUGGGUAUCCCAGUGAGUUAUCAGGACGUAUCCUCCAUCGAUCCAGAAUACGCCAAGAACUUGCAGUGGAUUCUCGACAAUGAUAUCAGUGACCUGGGCUUGGAGCUCACGUUUUCAGUGGAAACAGAUGUUUUUGGAGCCAUGGAAGAAGUUCCCCUUAAACCAGGAGGAACUACAAUUCAGGUUACACAGGAUAACAAGGCAGAGUAUGUGCAGCUUGUGACAGAAUUGCGGAUGACUCGAGCCAUUCAGCCUCAGAUCAAUGCUUUCCUGCAGGGUUUCCACACCUUCAUCCCUGCCUCACUCAUUCAGCUCUUUGAUGAGUAUGAGCUGGAACUACUGCUGUCUGGCAUGCCAGAGAUUGAUGUAAGCGACUGGAAGAAAAAUACAGAAUACACCAGUGGCUAUGACCUGGAGGAGCCAGUUAUCAAGUGGUUUUGGGAGGUAGUGGAGGAUCUUACACAGGAGGAAAGGGUUCUUCUAUUACAGUUCGUCACUGGAAGUUCCCGUGUUCCACACGGUGGUUUUGCUUUUCUUAUGGGUGGCAGUGGUUUGCAGAAGUUCACCAUUGCUGCUGUGCCCUACACGUCCAACCUAUUGCCUACCUCUAGUACCUGUAUCAACAUGCUGAAACUCCCAGAAUACCCCAGCAAGGACGUCCUUCGAGACCGACUGCUGGUUGCACUGCAUUGUGGCAGCUAUGGCUACACCAUGGCAUGAUCCUGACCUAGCUGCUUCUGCUGGGUGCGCGCUUUAUACACACAGACACAUACGUAUACAUAAAUGUUUGUAUACAU